AAUAUAGCACUCUACGCUUAAACACUCUAACUCAAUCGAAAAUUACUCUAAAUUUUAACUCCCAGUAUUUUUAACUCUUGUAAGAUAAAAACUAAACACUUUUAGCUAUGACCGAUUCGGAUGAGACCGCCUGGAUUCACUGGUUCUGCAAGCAGCGCGGCAAUGAGUUCUUCUGCGAGGUGGAUGAGGACUACAUCCAGGACAAGUUCAACCUCAACUUCCUAGACUCGAAUGUGAAUAACUAUCGCUGUGCGCUGGAGGUGAUCCUGGAUCUUAAUUCGGGAUCUGCCUCGGAUAUGCCCGCAGAACCGGAACUGGAGGCCAGUGCCGAGAAGCUGUAUGGCUUGAUCCACGCUCGCUUCAUUCUCACAAAUCGAGGAAUCGAGCUGAUGCUGAAUAAGUUCUACAAGGGGGAGUUUGGUACUUGUCCCCGAGCCUUCUGCCAACGACAACCUGUGCUGCCCAUCGGAUUGAGCGACAAUCCUGGCGAGGAAAUGGUCCGCAUCUAUUGCCCCAAGUGCAACGAUGUUUACUUCCCGAAGGCAGCACGCCAUUCCAAUUUGGAUGGGGCCUUCUUCGGCACAGGAUUCCCUCACAUGCUCUUCAUGGUGAAUCCGGAGGCAAGGCCCAAAAGGACCAAGCAGAAGUUUGUGCCCAGGCUUUAUGGCUUCAAGAUCCACCAGCUGGCCUACCGAUCACCGAAUGAUCUCUUCAAGGAGACGCCAGUGCAAGACAUCGAUUCCCCAGCUCCCCACCUCUGAUCCCUUAUGCGAAAUUUCUCAUGUGAAACUGUCUUGUGCCCGUUGUAUAGCUACUGCUUUUUUUUUUUUUGGCUGGUUGGCUUUUUAGCUCAUUAAACUCUCAUAACCAUAA
This is a messenger RNA of Drosophila ficusphila, 873 nucleotides long. It is a transcript of the gene CkIIbeta2, whose product is annotated as casein kinase II subunit beta'. The transcript is spliced from 2 exons. Gene Ontology annotation, cellular component: cytoplasm; protein kinase CK2 complex. Gene Ontology annotation, molecular function: protein kinase regulator activity. The coding region runs from base 108 to 761 and encodes 217 amino acids. The record is from RefSeq and is a predicted model, not a curated record. Lineage: Eukaryota; Metazoa; Arthropoda; Insecta; Diptera; Drosophilidae.